Messenger RNA from Melanotaenia boesemani (Boeseman's rainbowfish), 1518 nucleotides. Its product is annotated as D-amino-acid oxidase-like. The record is from RefSeq and is a predicted model, not a curated record. The coding region runs from base 131 to 1168 and encodes 345 amino acids. Gene Ontology annotation, molecular function: D-amino-acid oxidase activity; FAD binding. Lineage: Eukaryota; Metazoa; Chordata; Actinopteri; Atheriniformes; Melanotaeniidae. The transcript has 11 exons.
CAGACUCCGCCCAUCGGACAUGUGACAGGGGACCAGGUUGUGAGUUUAUGGUUGGAGCUGUAGUCUCAAAAUCCUUCACUGAGGAUUCCUUCUAGGUGAGCAAGCCACUGUGGAUCUGUUCUGUGCAGACAUGCGGGUGGCAGUGAUUGGAGCUGGAGUCAUUGGUCUGUCAACAGCUCAGAGCAUCUAUGAGCAGUAUCACUCAAAAGUCAGUCCACUGACCAUUGAAGUGUAUGCAGACUGUUUCACUCCUCUGACCACCAGCGAUGGAGCUGCUGGCCUCUGGCAGCCGUACCUCUAUGAUAACGGCAACAUCCAGGAAACAAAAUGGAAUAAGGAGACAUUUGACUACUUGCUGGGCUGGCUCAGCUCACCAGAGUCAGUAAAAAUGGGCAUUUUCCUCCAGUCUGGGUACAACCUCUGCACUGAACCAGUUCCAGACCCCUCAUUUAAGGACAUUGUCCUUGGCUUCAGACACCUCACAGAAAAAGAGCUGCAGAUGUUUCCAGGAUUCACUUAUGGAUGGUUCAACACAGCCCUCAUGGUGGAAGGUAAAUCAUACCUACCAUGGUUGAUGGACUGGUUGCAAAAAAGGGGUGUAAAAUUUUACAAUAGAAAAAUAGCAUCCUUUAAAGAGCUGUCAGAUGCUGGGGCAGAUGUGAUCAUAAACUGCACUGGGAUGAGAUCAGGAGAGCUGCAGCCAGACGCAGACCUGAAACCGGGCCGUGGGCAGAUAGUAAAGGUAGAUGCCCCAUGGCUGAAGCACUGGAUUAUAACUCACAACUCUGAAGCCGGCGUCUACAAUUCACCAUAUAUCAUUCCAGGGAGUCGUCUUGUGACAGUUGGAGGGGUUUUCCAGGUGGGAAACUGGAGUGCACAGAACAACUCCACUGACCAUCAGCAGAUAUGGGAAAAAGCUUGUCAGCUCGAACCAAGUCUCAAGCAUGCUAAGAUAGUAGAGGACUGGACUGGUCUCAGGCCUGUUCGAAGCAAAGUCCGACUGGAGCGGGAGACCAUGUGGGCUGGUCAGUCCAUGAUAGAGGUGAUACACAACUACGGCCAUGGAGGUUUUGGACUCACCAUUCACAGAGGCUGCGCCCAGGAGGCCGCGAAGCUGUUUGGUCAGAUUGUGGAACAAAAAGGCAAAUGUCCAAAAGCUCACUUGUAGAUUUGUGUCUAGUAGUGAUGACUAGUACACUUCUUCUCUAAAAGUGUCAGCACAUACCAUUUUCAUAGCAGUAGUAAUAAUUACAGCAACCGUUACUUAACAAUUACUUGUUGUAAUAUCAUGUCUGAGAAAUAAUCAUUAAAACAAAUUGUAAAGUUUAAUGCAUGACAAAUCGUUCUUAAAUGUUAUUAAAUAACAGCAUAAAUGAAUGAUUGCAUUGUUGAUUGGGGUAAGUUAAAAAAGAUGGCUUUUGAAUGAUAAAGUGUGCAUGUCUUAGUAAAUGUGGAAUAAAUGCAAUGAUUAUAAUCAAAUCAUGUAAUGUUUUAUUAAUAAAUGACAACAUAAAUUCA